This is a messenger RNA of Cololabis saira (Pacific saury), 2022 nucleotides long. RefSeq names its product ankyrin repeat and SOCS box containing 7 (gene asb7). Bases 248 to 1243 code for a protein of 331 amino acids. Gene Ontology annotation, molecular function: protein binding. Gene Ontology annotation, biological process: intracellular signal transduction. Lineage: Eukaryota; Metazoa; Chordata; Actinopteri; Beloniformes; Belonidae. The transcript has 5 exons. The record is from RefSeq and is a predicted model, not a curated record.
UCCUGUUGAGGUCACUGUUUUAUGUUUGAUUGAUAUUCUGGAGUUGGAAACGAAUACGAGCCUCAAAAUGACCCACAAUGGUUCCGAGGAAAGUGUUCAGAAACAUUAAACUUUUCUCUUUAAUGUCAUAAGUGAGUGGAAGGCGACAGAAACAUGCAACUUUAAAACUCCAGUCUCCCCUGGAAGCUGAUUGGCUAAGCGUCCGCUCCGCGUCUCUCAAUAGCAACUCUGCAGGCGCAGCUGCGAUAUGACUAAGAGAAGCCCAUCUCUUCAGCUGGUCAAAAGGAUGCUGAACCACCACUGCAGAGGGAACCCAGAGCUCCACGAGGAGCUCCAGAUCCAGGCUGCGGUGGCGGCGGGAGACGUCUGCACGGUCAGGAAGAUGCUGGAGCGAGGAUACUCCCCCAAGAUCCGCGACGCCAACGGCUGGACGCUGCUCCACUUCUCUGCUGCCAAAGGAAAAGAGCGGUGUGUCCGGGUGUUUCUGGAGCACGGAGCUGAUCCGACAGUGAAGGACUUCAUCGGCGGCUUCACGGCGCUUCACUACGCUGCUAUGCACGGCAGGGCGCGCAUCGCCCGACUCAUGCUGGAGUCAGAGUUUCGUGGGGACAUUAUAAAUGCAAAAAGCAACGACGGGUGGACACCUCUUCACGUGGCCGCGCACUACGGCCGCGACUCGUUCGUACGGCUCCUCCUGGAAUUCAAGGCUGAAGUGGAUCCGCUGAGCGACAAAGGGACCACCCCGCUCCAGCUGGCCAUCAUCCGGGAGCGCUCCAGCUGCGUGCGGAUCCUGCUGGACCACAGUGCCAACAUUGACAUUCAGAACGGUUUCCUCCUGCGGUACGCCGUCAUCAAGGGCAACCACUCGUACUGCCGUAUGUUCCUGCAGAGGGGAGCGGACACCAACCUGGGUCGCCUGGAGGACGGCCAGACCCCCCUGCAUCUGUCGGCCCUCAGGGACGACGUGUUGUGUGCCCAGCUGCUCUUCACGUACGGAGCUAACGCCAACACCAGGAACUAUGAAGGACAGACGCCAGUAGCUGUGUCUGUUAGCAUGUCUGGAAUCAGCCGGCCCUGUCUGGAUUUCCUGCAGGAGGUCACCAGACAACCUCGGACUCUACAAGACAUGUGUCGAAUAAAAAUCCGUCAUUGCAUCGGCCUUCAGAGCUUGAAAUUCCUGGAGGAUCUUCCAAUUGCAAAGGUUAUGAAAGACUAUUUGAAACAUAAGUUUGACAGUUUGUGAAGGAGAAGCCAAGGAGCCGAGGCUCGCUGAAACUCAGACUAUGCAAUCAUGUGCUCUUUGCUGGUGUGUUCUCGACAUGGUGAAGGCAUUUUAGUCCACAACCUGCAGCCCAUGGUUUGUUUUUGUCCUGUUUUGUAUCUUUGACCGACCCGUUUUCUCCAUUAAGCUGAAUUUAAACACUUUGUAGAAACAGAUCUUUCGGGGGAAACGAGAAAGAUCAUUUGGCUGUAAUUUGAUGUUAUCCUUCUCACAUUUGCCAAUGUAGUUAUGUUUUUAAUUCCUAUAACUGUGGAUGGGUGGUUGACUGUGGUCAGAUCCAUCAAUGAACACAUGUACAAGCACACGUAGACCCAGAGCAAGUGAGGAACCAAGGAAACUCCUCACGACAGAGACCGUGGAGUCACGUUUUCAGUUUUCCUGAAGCUGCUGCGUCGUUUACAGCCUUUAUCCGUGGCAGAGCCUGGAGUCGUCACGGCGGGGGGGCGGCAGACGGACCUGCUCCUCACACAUCUCUGCUGGGAUCUCAGUUCCCACCAAACAUUCAGGUCUGAGCUGCUCCUUCUGCCGAUGUUUCAUUGAACUACUGACCACUGAGCUUGUAUGUUUCUGUUUUGUGUUAUCGAGAAAAGGCUCACUUUUCUCUGUAGACUGCCUGUUUUUCUUUCUCUUUUCUGUCAUCAAACUUGGCUAUUGUUUGUCUACACAGCUUCAGUGAACACUGAACAAGGCUGGUCUCCAACAAGGCUGAUCUAACCUGCAUGAAAAAUAAAAGGUCUGAG